This is a messenger RNA of Peromyscus eremicus (cactus mouse), 3347 nucleotides long. RefSeq names its product WD repeat domain 47 (gene Wdr47). The transcript is spliced from 15 exons. Bases 281 to 3043 code for a protein of 920 amino acids. The record is from RefSeq and is a predicted model, not a curated record. Lineage: Eukaryota; Metazoa; Chordata; Mammalia; Rodentia; Cricetidae. Gene Ontology annotation, molecular function: protein binding.
GGCGGCCGGAGCCCUGCUCCAGCGGCGCUUGACAACCGCAGUCUGCGGAGCCGAGCGGUCGGAGGCGGGAUAAGGGCGGACGCGAGGAGGGCCGGCUGACGAGCGGAUGGAUUGACGUGCGGGCUGCUGAGCCCAGACCGCCGCCCUCGCGCUCGCGCCUCAGCCGGGAAUUGGCUGCCUUGGGCUCCGGCCGCCGGCCUCUCCGCCGCGUUUCCCCCCCGCCGCCGCCGCCGCCGCCGCCGCUUCUGCCGGCUCCGCCCGGAGCCCUCAGGCUAGCAAUAUGACGGCGGAAGAAACAGUGAAUGUGAAGGAGGUUGAAAUCAUUAAGCUGAUUUUGGACUUUUUGAAUUCCAAGAAGCUUCACAUUAGUAUGCUGGCCCUUGAGAAGGAAAGUGGAGUCAUAAAUGGCCUGUUUUCAGAUGAUAUGCUUUUCCUGAGGCAGCUAAUUCUGGAUGGUCAGUGGGAUGAAGUUCUUCAAUUCAUUCAGCCUCUAGAAUGUAUGGAAAAAUUUGACAAAAAAAGGUUUCGUUAUAUUAUCCUGAAGCAGAAGUUUCUAGAAGCUUUGUGUGUUAACAAUGCAAUGUCUGCGGAAGAUGAGCCCCAGCAUUUGGAAUUUACCAUGCAAGAAGCUGUCCAGUGUCUACAUGCUCUAGAGGAGUACUGCCCUUCUAAAGAUGAUUACAGCAAGCUCUGUCUGCUCCUCACUUUGCCUCGUCUGACCAAUCAUGCUGAAUUUAAGGACUGGAAUCCCAGUACUGCACGAGUUCACUGCUUUGAAGAGGUCUGUGUCAUGGUUGCAGAGUUCAUCCCUGCCGACAGGAAGCUAAGUGAGGCUGGUUUUAAAGCAAGUAACAAUCGCUUAUUCCAGCUCGUAAUGAAGGGCUUACUUUAUGAAUGCUGUGUAGAGUUUUGUCAGAGUAAAGCAACUGGUGAAGAAAUCACAGAAAGUGAAGUACUUCUUGGCAUUGACCUCUUGUGUGGCAACGGUUGUGAUGAUUUAGAUCUGAGUUUAUUGUCUUGGCUUCAGAAUCUCCCUUCUUCAGUCUUUUCUUGUGCAUUUGAACAGAAAAUGCUUAAUAUUCAUGUUGACAAACUCCUGAAACCUACGAAAGCUGCCUAUGCUGAUCUCUUGACUCCUCUUAUAAGCAAACUUUCUCCCUACCCAUCAUCACCAAUGAGAAGACCUCAAUCAGCUGAUGCCUAUAUGACUCGCUCCCUGAAUCCUGCUUUAGAUGGCCUCACAUGUGGAUUAACCAGUCAUGAUAAGAGAAUCUCAGAUCUUGGGAACAAAACUUCUCCAAUGUCACACUCCUUUGCUAACUUCCAUUAUCCAGGAGUACAAAACCUUAGCAGAAGUCUCAUGCUGGAGAAUACAGAAUGUCACAGUAUCUAUGAAGAAUCUCCUGAACGAAGUGAUACACCGGUUGAGGCCCAGCAGCCUGUCAACAGUGAGCCCACGUGCCAGGGUUCUGGUUUUGAAAAAGAGCCUGCCAACGGAGCACAGAAUCCAGUACCGGCUAAACAAGAGAAAAACGAGCUUCGAGAUUCCACUGAACAGUUUCAAGAAUAUUAUAGGCAGAGAUUACGCUAUCAGCAGCAUUUAGAACAGAAGGAGCAACAACGGCAGAUAUACCAGCAGAUGUUACUGGAAGGAGGUGUGAACCAAGAGGACGGUCCUGAGCAGCAGCAGAAUCUCACCGAACAGUUCCUUAAUAGGUCUAUUCAAAAGCUUGGUGAACUAAACAUUGGAAUGGAUAGUCUUGGUAAUGAGGUGCCAGUGCUCAACCAGCAGUGCACUGGGAGCAAAACCAAUGGAUCAAGUAGUUCUUCUGUGACUAGUUUUAGUACACCACCCCAAGAUGCCAGCCAGAGGUUAAUACACGAUACUUCAAAUAUUCACACAAGCACUCCUCGUCAUCCGGGAUCAACAAAUCACAUCCCAUUUCUUGAAGAAUCACCUUGUGGAAGCCAGAACUCAUCAGAACAUUCUGUCAGUAAGCCAUCUCUUGGAGAUUCUUCAGGGAAUCUAUCAAGAUCAAAAGGGGAAGAGGAUGACAAGUCCAAAAAGCAGUUCAUUUGUAUUAAUACUCUAGAAGACACACAAGCCGUUAGAGCAGUGGCUUUUCAUCCAAGUGGUGGUUUAUAUGCAGUUGGUUCGAAUUCAAAAACUCUGAGAGUAUGUGCCUAUCCUGAAAAAAUUGAUCCAAGUGCACAUGACGUGCCUAAGCAGCCAGUGGUACGAUUUAAAAGAAACAAGCAUCAUAAAGGAUCCAUUUAUUGUGUGGCGUGGAGUCCUUGUGGACAGUUAUUAGCAACUGGAUCAAAUGACAAAUACGUGAAAGUGCUGCCCUUCAAUGCAGAGACGUGUAACGCAACAGGACCAGAUCUGGAAUUUAGCAUGCAUGAUGGGACAAUCCGAGAUUUGGCAUUUAUGGAAGGCCCGGAAAGUGGUGGAGCUAUUUUAAUAAGUGCUGGGGCAGGAGAUUGUAACAUUUACACAACAGACUGUCAAAGAGGACAGGGUCUUCAUGCUUUGAGUGGACACACUGGGCAUAUCUUAGCACUUUAUACCUGGAGUGGCUGGAUGAUUGCAUCUGGUUCCCAGGAUAAGACUGUUAGAUUCUGGGAUCUUCGAGUACCAAGCUGUGUUCGUGUGGUUGGCACAACAUUCCAUGGAACUGGCAGUGCCGUGGCCUCUGUGGCUGUGGAUCCCAGUGGCCGUCUCUUAGCCACAGGUCAAGAAGACUCCAGCUGCAUGCUGUAUGACAUAAGAGGAGGCAGAAUGGUUCAGAGUUACCACCCUCAUUCCAGUGAUGUGCGCUCUGUUCGCUUCUCUCCUGGAGCCCACUACUUACUAACGGGCUCUUACGAUAUGAAAAUCAAGGUGACAGACCUGCAAGGGGACCUCACCAAGCAGCUUCCUCUUAUGGUGGUAGGGGAGCACAAGGACAAAGUGAUCCAGUGCAGAUGGCACACCCAGGACCUUUCCUUCCUGUCGUCUUCUGCAGACAGAACUGUCACCCUCUGGACUUACAGUGGCUAGAGGCCACCUGUGUAGGUCCAUGCAGUCAGAGCACAGACUCGAAACUACUAACUUGUGAGGACUACAGGCCGGAGAACGCAGACUUGUCCAGAAAGACUGUAGCACAAGGAAGCCCCUUGCUACCGUGUCCUGGCCACAGAGGGUGUCGGGUGGUGGUUUCCAGUCUUCCAUGUGUGUUCAGGCUGCUGGGGAGUCUUCUUGCCAAAUCUGCAGAGCUCUUAGGUUGGUGUGCACGCCAAGUCAAGGUACAGGAUGUGUUUAUGGUUUAUUAUUAAAUGCACUCCUCGGGUUUUGCCCCAGAUAA